Molecule: messenger RNA, 885 nt
Organism: Coccidioides immitis RS
Lineage: Eukaryota; Fungi; Ascomycota; Eurotiomycetes; Onygenales; Onygenaceae
Product: GAF domain nucleotide-binding protein
Exons: 5
Coding region: 46-606 (186 amino acids)
Cellular component (GO): cytosol
Molecular function (GO): protein binding; L-methionine (R)-S-oxide reductase activity
Source: RefSeq, a predicted model, not a curated record
GCUUGAUGUACUGAUUUCAAUUGAAAAAGUAUCCGGUCAAUAAAGAUGCCUCAUGCCGAUUCGUCCUACUUCGAACCGGGGCUUUCGAAGGCGGAGGUCUAUGCUCAGGUUCUCCAGCAAGCGCAAGGCCUGACUGAGGGACAGCGGAACUGGGUGAGCAACCUUGCAAGUGUCUCUUCCCUCCUCUGGCACGCCUAUGCAAGUCUCCCCGCUCCCUCCAAUGCCGUGAAUUGGGCUGGUUUCUACGUCCGGAAAGAUAAGUCGCCAUCAUCGGGAGUUUCCACCGCAAGCGAUGCGAAGAAUAUUCUUCUCCUUGGCCCGUUCCACGGUAAACCGGCGUGUCAGUUGAUACCAUUCGGACGCGGGGUCUGCGGUACCGCAGCGUCGAAACGGGAGACGGUGAUUGUCUCCGAUGUAUUGGAGUGGGAGGGACACAUCGCGUGCGAUGCGGAUAGCAGGAGUGAAAUUGUUGUGCCUAUAGUCGUCGAUGGAGAAACGCUGGCUUUGAUAGAUAUAGAUUGCACGCAACCAUCUGGCUUCGACGAGAUAGAUAAGAAAGGUCUGGAGCAUUUAGCGAAAUUGCUGGCAGAAAACUGCGACUGGUGAAUGAUGGUAAUGCGAUUGGUGACAUAGAAUAUAAGCCUGCUUGUCACAUUGAUGGUGUGCCACAUUGUUAAUAUUCUGGUGAUUGUUUCAGACUCAGGACAGAGAGGAAACUAUCUCCUCAAAUGCAAUCUCAGCAAGUCAACACAGGUACAGUACACCUUGCUUUGCCAAGAACCUAGUUAGACUAAAUUACCAUGGCUCCACCUAACAUAAUUCAUCCCCGAGCGAGACACCAAAAUAUACUCUGUACAUACAAAUUUAAACUUUUUGCUCUCUUAU